Octodon degus (degu) is the source of this 933-nucleotide messenger RNA. Its product is annotated as olfactory receptor 5M9. Gene Ontology annotation, cellular component: membrane. The record is from RefSeq and is a predicted model, not a curated record. Bases 1 to 933 code for a protein of 310 amino acids. Gene Ontology annotation, biological process: sensory perception of smell; G protein-coupled receptor signaling pathway. The transcript has a single exon. Gene Ontology annotation, molecular function: odorant binding; olfactory receptor activity; G protein-coupled receptor activity. NCBI's taxonomy places the organism in Eukaryota, Metazoa, Chordata, Mammalia, Rodentia, Octodontidae.
AUGCCAAAUUUCACAGACGUAACAGAAUUCAUUCUUGUGGGGUUGACCAGUCGCCAAGAGCUCCAGGUUCUGUUUUUUGUGGUGUUUCUGGUGAUUUACAUGCUCACUCUGUUGGGGAAUGUUGGUAUGAUCCUUUUGAUUGGCAUCAGCCCCCAGCUUCAGAGCCCAAUGUACUUUUUCCUGAGUCAUCUGUCUUUUGUGGACGUGUGGUGCUCCUCCAAUGUUACCCCCAAGAUGCUGGAAAACUUACUGUCGGAGACCAAGACCAUUUCCUAUGUGGGCUGCCUGGUGCAGUGCUACUUCUUCAUCGCCCUUGUCCACGUCGAGGUCUACAUCUUGGCCGUGAUGGCCUUCGAUCGCUACAUGGCCAUCUGCAACCCAUUGAUGUAUGGCAGUAAAAUGUCCAGGACUGUGUGCCUUCGGCUCAUCUCUGUACCUUACAUCUACGGAUUCUCUGUGAGCUUAAUAUGCACACUGUGGACAUAUGGUUUGUAUUUCUGCGGCAACUUUGAAAUCAACCACUUUUACUGUGCAGACCCUCCCCUCAUCAAGAUUGCCUGCGGCGGGGUGCGCAUCAAGGAGUACACCAUGAUUGUUAUUGCUGGAAUUAACUUCACGUACUCCCUCUCCGUGGUCCUCGUCUCCUACACGCUCAUUGUGGUGGCUGUGCUCCGCAUGCGCUCUGCCGACGGGAGAAAGAAGGCGUUCUCCACCUGCGGGUCGCACUUGACAGCUGUUUCCAUGUUCUAUGGGACGCUCAUAUUCAUGUAUCUCAGGAGGCCGACGGAGGAGUCCGUGGAGCAGGGGAAGAUGGUGGCGGUGUUCUACACCACAGUGAUCCCCAUGCUGAACCCCAUGAUUUAUAGUCUGAGGAAUAAGGAUGUUAAACAAGCGGUCACCAAAGCAGUGGCUAGGACAUGCUCGGGGAAGUGA